AAAAUUAAUAAAGUUGGAAUAAUAAUUUUCUCAAAAUCAGUAAAAUUAUCUUUCUUGUAAUCGUUUGUAUUCGUAGUUUCUUCACUGGGUGUUAAACAACAACCAUGGCGUUGCUUUCAGCAGCAGCUCCACCAUCAUCGACAUUUCUCGUCAAUGGCUCAUUUCCAUGUUCUUCGUCCAAACCUACUUCGCUUUCUUGGGCAUCUUCCUUUCCCAAGCUUGGUUUCUCCUUCAAUUCUAUCACAACCCCUCUUAAACCUCCUUGCAAUUUGUACAAGGAUUCAGUCAUCCGAUCUGCUGCCUAUACCCGGAGAUCUCGAGGUGGGGCUGCAAAAAAACCCAAUCGAAAGUCAUGGAAGCAAAGGACAGAAAUGUAUAUGAAACCAUUUUUACUGAACAUUUUCUUCUCAAAGCGAUUCGUGCAUGCAAAGGUGAUGCACCGGGGCACCAGCAAAGUUGUAUCAGUUGCCACAACAAAUGCCAAGGAUCUAAGGUUUGCAUUGCCAUCACUUGCAGAUAACAAUGCCUGUAAGGUUAUAGGCAAUCUGAUUGCAGAGAGGUCGAUUGAAGCUGAUGUAUAUGCAAUGGCAUUUGAGCCAAAGAAGAAUGAGAGAAUCGAGGGUAGGCUUGGAAUUAUCCUUGAUACCAUCAAAGAAAAUGGUAUCAUCAUCAACUGAAAAAUUCCCUUAUCUUCUUAUAUAGUGGGGCUAUAAUUUAUUGUAUUUCCUAAAAAAAUUGUGGACAAUCUGCUUUUUAAAAGCUUUGCAACAUAAAUGAAAGAGACAAUUACUAA
Messenger RNA from Humulus lupulus (European hop), 793 nucleotides. RefSeq lists its product as uncharacterized. Gene Ontology annotation, biological process: translation. Gene Ontology annotation, cellular component: ribosome. The record is from RefSeq and is a predicted model, not a curated record. The coding region runs from base 105 to 677 and encodes 190 amino acids. Gene Ontology annotation, molecular function: structural constituent of ribosome; 5S rRNA binding. The transcript is spliced from 2 exons. NCBI's taxonomy places the organism in Eukaryota, Viridiplantae, Streptophyta, Magnoliopsida, Rosales, Cannabaceae.